Messenger RNA from Ipomoea nil (Japanese morning glory), 771 nucleotides. RefSeq lists its product as uncharacterized. The transcript is spliced from 2 exons. NCBI's taxonomy places the organism in Eukaryota, Viridiplantae, Streptophyta, Magnoliopsida, Solanales, Convolvulaceae. Bases 1 to 771 code for a protein of 256 amino acids. The record is from RefSeq and is a predicted model, not a curated record.
AUGGUGGCUGAUCAGUCGGCGGAGGGGAUGGCUGACGUUGCGGCUUUGACAGAUAGGUGGGCGGAUUGGGCUCUGCAAGAGGAGGAGGGCGCUGUGUUUAUGCCGGAGGGUGGUGCUGCCGAGGUAAACGGUGGUGGGGAGGGGGAAGAGGAGACGUGGAGGGUGGUGGGGCGAUUUUUAACACAAAAGUUGGUGAAACUGGACUUCAUGAGACAGGUUUUAGAUUCGGUGUGGCAACCGUAUGUCUUGAAUGGGGGUCCUUGGGCGUUUGAGAACAAUACUCUUGUUUGUCGAGAGGUUAUGGACCGGGUGAACCCAGUGGAUGUGAAGCUGGAUAUGAUUGACAUGUGGGUACAGCUGCAUGACAUGCCAAAAGGGUAUACAUCUCAGGCAAUUUUGGAGCAGGCAGGGAAUUUUUUGGGUUCUUUUGUUAAGCAUGAUGACCGGUUUGAAGGGGCGUCAUGGUUAACCUUUCAUCGUAUUUGGGUAUCAAUUCCGGUUGAUAGGCCGCUAAGGAGAAGGAUGAAGUUGAUGAAGAGGGAUAAGACGACAACAUGGGUUAACUUUAGGUAUGAACGACUGCACAAGUUUUGUUACUUCUGUGGAUAUAUGGGUCACUUGCACACUUUUUGUCUACAAGCUAGGGAAGCGGGAAUCCCAUUGGAAAGGUACCCGUAUGGGCCGGAUAUGCGGGCGGGUGGAUCUCGGAGCGCUCCUAGAGCGGUUGGGGAUAGCUGGCUCAUGCCGGUAGGCGGGAAGCCACAAGUGUAA